AUGACAGAAGAAGCUGUCAGUUAUGUACGAUAUCCACUAAGAACACCUCAAACUGUUCAUAAGUCAACUGGUUCUUCCACCAGCAGUACUACUCGUAGAAAUUCAUUCGAGAACAGCAAUAGGAAAAGUGAUCCUGCAAUGUUUCGUAAGCUGGAUCGGAAGAAGCCAAAUGAUCAGAAACUAAACAGUGCAGUUUCUCUGCCUCCAAUUCUUGUCUCUAACAAUGAAGAUCAUCUUAAGCUUAAACCAAUGACGAAACACGAACAAUUAAGAGAUGAAAAGUUUAAGGCAAAAGAAGAAGAUGAAGAUUCAGCUCAAGAAAUGGCCAGAGUUAUACAAAGAAUAACCGAGUUACAUGAUAAGGGCUUCAAGUCCAACUUCAACCCCAAAGUUCAUGGCAACAAGUAUUUCCUUAUUCGAUCUGGCAUUGCUAUUUAUGAGGUGCAAAGGUUUCAAAGACUAAUCAAGGAAUCAUGGAAGGGUAUGUUGAUUUUGGUUUUGAAAGAUAAUGUUGGGCUUAUGGAAUCUAACAAAGUCGAUGAUUGA
Messenger RNA from Lactuca saligna, 546 nucleotides. Lineage: Eukaryota; Viridiplantae; Streptophyta; Magnoliopsida; Asterales; Asteraceae. The record is from the annotation of a GenBank genome assembly.